Molecule: messenger RNA, 3224 nt
Organism: Jatropha curcas
Lineage: Eukaryota; Viridiplantae; Streptophyta; Magnoliopsida; Malpighiales; Euphorbiaceae
Source: RefSeq, a predicted model, not a curated record
CCUAUGGAUUAGAGAGCUAGAUUAAGAAGUGGAUGCCGAUAAAAAUUAUGGAAAUUCCAUGAGCGAUGGUACUUUCCCUGCAAAUGCAAACUUGUGUACAUUGUUGGUGACAUUGAUAACAAUUCAAAGGACAGUUACCAGAUUGAACUGUCUUUGGACAAACUGGCCUUGAAAAUGAGACAGCUCCUGCUCCUACUCCAUCUUCUAGUGCCUUUGGUGCAAUGGCUAGUUUUCUUGUUCCCAAGCUUUCAGUUGGGCUGCCUUCAUCUACAGAUAAGUCUUCUGGCUCUGUUGAUCAAUCUAAAAUCUUGAAGAAAGAAAGACAUGCAGUUCGUCCACCUGUGCAGCAUAAUUGGUCUCUUCCUGGAAGCAAUGUACAUACGAAACCACCACAGAUUUUUCAGCAUGAAUUGCUUCAGAAUUUCGCAAUUAAUAUGUUCUGCAAGAUUCCAGUGAAGAAGGUCAAGACAUAUGGUGACUUGCGUAAUGUUUUGAUGAAGAGAAUAUUUCUAUCUGCCUUGCAUUUUCGCAUUAAUACGCGAUACAAGAGUUCAAAUCCACCCUUCACCUCAAUUGAAUUGGAUCAUAGCGAUUCUGGAAGGGAAGGAUGCACUGUAACAACACUUACAGUAACUGCGGAGCCCAAGAAUUGGCAGGGUGCAAUUCAAGUUGCUGUUCAAGAGGUCCGAAGGCUUAAAGAAUUUGGUGUUACAAACGGUGAAUUAACUCGUUACAUGGAUGCACUUCUAAAAGAUAGUGAACAUCUAGCAGCUAUGAUUGAUAAUGUGUCUUCUGUUGAUAAUCUGGAAUUUAUUAUGGAGAGUGAUGCACUGGGCCAUACUGUGAUGGAUCAGAGACAAGGCCAUGAGAGUUUGGUUGCUGUCGCUGGGACGGUCUCUCUUGAAGAGGUUAAUUCUAUUGGUGCGGAGGUAUUAGAAUUUAUCUCAGAUUUUGGGAAACCCACUGCACCGCUUCCUGCAGCAAUUGUUGCAUGUGUUCCAAAUAAAGUGCACAUUGAUGGAGUGGGUGAAACUGAAUUUAAGAUAUCACCAAGUGAAAUUACGGCCGCUAUAAAAUCAGGAUUAGACGAACCAAUUGAGGCUGAGCCAGAGCUUGAAGUGCCAAAAGAACUGAUAUCUUCGUCACAGUUAGAAGAGUUACUAUCAAAACGCCAACCUUCUUUUGUUCCUUUACUUCCAGAAAAUGUCGAAAGAUUGCAUGACAUGGAGACAGGAAUCACUCGAUGUCGUCUUUCAAAUGGAAUUGCUGUAAACUACAAGAUUUCAAGAAGUGAAUCCCGGGGAGGCGUAAUGCGGCUUAUAGUUGGUGGAGGGCGAGCUAAUGAAACUUCCGAGUCAAAAGGAGCUGUUAUUGUGGGUGUUCGAACUCUCAGUGAGGGAGGUCGUGUUGGAAACUUUUCCAGGGAGCAGGUAGAACUUUUUUGUGUGAAUCACCUGAUAAAUUGCUCUUUGGAGUCAACAGAGGAAUUCAUCUGUAUGGAGUUCCGUUUUACUUUACGAGACAAUGGUAUGCGAGCAGCAUUUGAGCUACUUCACAUGGUGCUCGAGCAUAGUGUCUGGCUGGAUGAUGCAUUUGAUAGAGCAAGGCAAUUGUAUUUGUCUUACUACCGGUCCAUUCCGAAAAGCUUGGAACGUGCAACUGCUCAUAAACUCAUGAAAGCAAUGUUGAAUGGUGAUGAGCGAUUUGUUGAACCAACACCACAAUCAUUACAAAAUUUAACAUUGAAAUCUGUAAAGGAUGCAGUGAUGAAUCAGUUUGUAGGUGGUAACAUGGAGGUAAGUAUUGUGGGCGACUUUUCUCGGGAGGAGAUUGAGUCUUGUAUUAUUGAUUACCUUGGCACGGUUGGAGCAACAAGAGAUUCCUGUGGAGAACAAGAGUUCAGCCCAGUCUUGUUUCGACCAUCCCCAUCUGAUCUACAGUUUCAACAGGUAUUCCUGAAGGAUACAGAUGAAAGAGCAUGUGCUUACAUUGCUGGUCCUGCACCAAACCGCUGGGGGUUCACAGUUGAUGGAAAAGACCUGUUCGAGUCAAUCAGUGACUUUUCAGUAGCCUCAGAUGUACAACCAAUAUCAGAGGAACAACUGGUAGAGGGGAAGGAUGUUCAGAAAUAUUCACAAGCAAAACUUCGCAGUCAUCCGCUUUUCUUUGGCAUAACAAUGGGGCUGCUUGCUGAGAUCAUAAAUUCAAGACUUUUUACCACAGUCCGAGAUUCUCUUGGAUUGACAUAUGAUGUGUCAUUUGAGUUGAGCCUUUUUGAUAGACUCAAGCUUGGAUGGUAUGUGAUAUCUGUAACAUCAACUCCAGGCAAGGUAUAUAAAGCUGUUGAUGCAUGCAAGAGUGUUCUAAGAGGGUUGCAUAGCAACAAGAUCGUCCAAAGAGAGUUGGAUAGGGCUAAACGAACGCUUCUGAUGAGACAUGAAGCUGAGAUCAAGUCAAACCCCUAUUGGCUCGGAUUGAUGGCUCACUUGCAGGCUUCUUCUGUUCCAAGGAAGAACAUCUCUUGCAUUAAAGAUCUCACUUCACUGUAUGAGGCUGCUACUAUUGAGGACAUAUACCUUGCAUAUGAACAAUUGAAGGUAGAUGAGGAUUCUCUCUAUUCAUGCAUUGGGGUUGCUGGCAGUCAGGCUGGCGAUGAGAUUACUGCUCCCUUAGAAGAAGAAACAGGCAACAGCUAUCCGGGGGUUAUACCAGUAGGACGCGGUUUAUCUACAAUGACAAGGCCUACGACUUAACCUUCCUGUAUAUCAGUGUGGUGAUGCAAUUAAUUGAAUGGUGGAGAUUAGAGGCUCGACGCAGCAACUGAACUUUUAUCAGAAUGGCAAUUACUGGAAAUGCAAUGUUAUCCUUUUUUCCCCACUUCAGAGAUUAUCGAAGUCUACUUACUGAUAUGUGCCUCCUCUUUCUCAAAUUAUAAUUAGCUCAAGCGCAAGAUUGAAGCAUUAGACAUUGAAAUAAGGUAAUUUAUUUGCAUUGUCAACAUGUUUAAGCCAUUGAAAUUUUUAUAAAAUGCAGUGUACAGAUGUUCUUUCACCAUUUGAGGAGAUGAAAUUCAUAGUUUACACAGGUGCAAAUUAUCUCAAAUUGUAAAUUUACAAAUUUUGCAGACCGUAUGGGAAAAGUUUAUUUUUAGAUGAACGAGCGGAGCCUUCCCUUGCAUGUACGUAUAUUUGUUUUUGAAUAUAAUAGUGCAGCUACUUUUUUAA